Molecule: messenger RNA, 1770 nt
Organism: Zophobas morio
Lineage: Eukaryota; Metazoa; Arthropoda; Insecta; Coleoptera; Tenebrionidae
Exons: 19
Coding region: 22-1770 (582 amino acids)
Biological process (GO): vacuolar acidification; proton transmembrane transport; ATP metabolic process
Cellular component (GO): proton-transporting V-type ATPase, V1 domain
Molecular function (GO): ATP binding; proton-transporting ATPase activity, rotational mechanism
Source: RefSeq, a predicted model, not a curated record
CUAAAUUAUUGUUUUAAGGUUAUGAUAGAAUCAUCAAAUGGUUUUUCUUUUAAUUUAGUUCACAAGAGUGCUGUUAUAAGAGAUUACGUGGCAAAGCCUAGGCUAAGUUAUAAGACUGUACGCGCAGUCAAUGGCCCGUUAGUAAUUCUGGAGAGGGUUAAGCUAGCAAAAUAUUCAGAAAUAGUAACCUUGACUCUUCCUGAUGGCACAAGUAGAUCGGGACAGAUUUUGGAAAUUCAAGGGAAUAAAGCCGUUGUUCAGGUGUUUGAGGGAACCUCUGGAGUGGAUGCUCAUCUUACCUCUGUUGACUUUUCAGGCGACAUAAUGAGGGCGCCUGUUUCCGAAGAUAUGCUCGGCCGCGUGUUCAACGGCUCUGGCAAACCGGUAGACGGUGGGCCAAACACUCUAGCGGAAGAUUACUUGGACAUCCAGGGCCAACCAAUAAAUCCUUUUGCACGGGAAUAUCCCGAAGAAAUGAUACAAACCGGCAUAUCCACCAUCGACACCAUGAAUUCCGUGGCACGUGGUCAAAAAAUUCCGAUUUUUUCAGGUUCUGGUCUGCCUCAUAACAAAAUAGCAGCGCAAAUAUGUAGACAAGCGGCAUUGGUCAAAAAAAAGCACUCAAAGUCCAUUAUGGACAACCACGAGGACAACUUUGCCAUUGUUUUUGGCGCAGUGGGCAUCGAUGCCGACACUGCGGCUUUUUUUCAGCAAGACUUCAAAGAAACCGGCUCUUUAGAACGAACGACUCUUUUUAUGAACUUGGCCAAUCAUCCGACUAUUGAGCGUAUUAUCACGCCGCGACUCGCCCUUACGGCCGCUGAGUAUCUGGCCUAUCAGUGUGAAAAACAUGUAUUGGUGAUCCUAACGGACAUGACGUCCUACGCUGAAGCCCUUCGUGAAGUUUCUGCUGCAAGAGAAGAGGUGCCGGGGCGCAGAGGAUUUCCAGGGUACAUGUACACGGAUUUGGCCACCAUUUACGAAAGAGCAGGACGCGUAGCCGGGCGAAACGGCUCAAUCACGCAGAUACCCAUUCUUACGAUGCCCAACGACGACAUCACACAUCCUGUACCGGACCUGACAGGAUACAUCACAGAAGGGCAAAUAUAUGUGGAUAGACAACUGCAUAACAAGCAGCUCUACCCACCAAUUAACGUCCUUCCAUCGCUCUCCCGUCUAAUGAAGUCGGCGAUUGGGAAAGGUAUGACCAGGGAGGACCAUGCGGAUGUUUCUAACCAACUGUAUGCGAACUAUGCGAUUGGUCGAGAUGUGCAGUCUAUGAAAGUUGUGAUGGGCGAGGAGGCGCUAAGUGCCAAAGAUCUGCUCUAUCUCGAGUUCUUAGAAAAGUUUGAGACCCUGUUUGUGAAUCAAGGCACUGAGGAAAGAUCUAUACUAGAAUCUCUCGAUAUCGGCUGGUCAUUGCUUCGUAUAUUUCCUCGAGAAAUGCUUAAAAGAAUCGACCCCAAAGUUUUGGACCAAUACUACGCUAACUACUUUCUUAUGGCCUCCCUGAAGGUAUAUACUAGGGCCGCCCGGCGGAGGAUAGCAGAAGAAGUAAAGAUUAGAAAGGAUAGUGUUGAACAAAUCCCUUAUUGUCAUUUACGAAGGAUCAUGGUGAGCGCGCGUUGGCCAAACAAUUAUCUAUACAAUGUACGAGCCACUUACUUCCAGCUGAACCCCAGUCACUAUCCCAUAUUCUAUUUCUCGAGAUUCGAGAAAAGACCCAAGCAGUUCGAUAUUAUUAUUAUCCGGUUCCCCGUAAACCAGUGA